Messenger RNA from Cloeon dipterum, 2231 nucleotides. Its product is annotated as golgin subfamily A member 6-like protein 6. Bases 152 to 1825 code for a protein of 557 amino acids. The record is from RefSeq and is a predicted model, not a curated record. The transcript is spliced from 4 exons. Lineage: Eukaryota; Metazoa; Arthropoda; Insecta; Ephemeroptera; Baetidae.
UCCGGAUACCGCAUUUUGAUAUCAGUCUGUCAAGAAAAGUAGGUGUAGGUCCACAGAGCCUGCAGCCUACCAGCCAACCGACCAGCAGAGUUUCCACCCCAACAGCAGCCAUCUCCGAGCUGUGGCGAACAGAGGGUAGUCGCCGCGCAACAUGAAGACCCUGUUCUUGGUGCCCAUAGGCGCCUUACUGCUCUGGGCAAAUAUCGCCGCAGCAGACCCCAUCCCACAACCUAAAGAAAAUAAAGAAAAAGAAAAUCAGCAAGUCAAGCGAGACGCAUCGCUCGACUUUGGCGGAUAUGGAGGUGGCGCUGCAGAUUUAGGUGCCGGAGCGGUUGGCGGCUAUGGCGAUGGUGCAGCUGGCGGCUAUGGCGAUGGUGCAGCUGGCGGCUAUGGCGAUGGUGCAGCUGGCGGCUAUGGCGGUGGUGCAGUUGGUGGUUAUGGCGGUGGUGAUGCUGGUGGAUGGAAACCCGAAGUUGAGCAUCACCACCACGAGCCAGAGCCCCAAGGCAUCUGGAAAAAGAAACUCGUGUGGAAGGACGAAUGGGUGAAGGUUUGGCGUACUGAGAAGAAGCUCAUCUGGAAACCAGACUGGAAGAAGGUCCAGAAGGAAGUCUGGAAGGAGGUCCAGGUCCCUGUCUGGAAGGAAAUCCAAGUUCCAGUCUGGAAGGAGAUUCAAGUCCCCGUCUGGAAGGAGAUUCAAGUUCCUGUCUGGAAGGAAAUCAAGGUCCCAGUUUGGAAAGAAAUCCAGAUCCCCGUCUGGAAGGAAAUCAAGGUCCCCGUCUGGAAGGAAAUUCAAGUGCCAGUUUGGAAGGAGAUCAAGGUGCCAGUUUGGAAGGAAAUCCAAGUCCCCGUCUGGAAAGAAAUUCAAGUUCCUGUUUGGAAGGAGAUCCAAGUUCCUGAUUGGAAGGAGAUCAAGGUCCCCGUGUGGAAAGAAAUCCAAACUCCCGUCUGGAAGGAGAUUCAAGUGCCCAUCUGGAAGGAGGUGAAGACUCCCAUCUGGAAGGAAAUCAAGGUUCCCAUCUGGAAGGAGGUUCAGGUUGAGGACUGGAAGAAGAUCUGGGUUCCUGAGUGGCAGAAGGUUUGGGUGCCUCUGCCCAAACACCACGAAGUUGUUCACGAUGAUCACCACGGCCACGGUUGGGACCGCUCCGGACACGGCUGGGAUGAGCACCACGAACCCGAGGGCGUCUGGAAGAAGAAGUUGGUCUGGAAGCCCGUAUGGAAGAAAAUCUGGAGGACCGAGAAGAAACUGGAAUGGAAGGUCGACAAGCAGCUCAUCUGGAAGGUUGACAAGGUCCAGGAAUUCAAGACCGAGAAGAAACUCGAGUACAAGCAUGACAAGGAGUUGAUCUGGAAGGUGGACAAGAAACUGGUCUGGAGGACCGAGAAGAAGCUGGAAUGGAAGACUGAGAAGAAGCAGGAGUGGAAGACCGACAAGGAACUGAUCUGGAAACUGGAGAAGAAGCAGGAAUGGAAGACCGACAAGCAGCUCAUCUGGAAGCUGGAGAAGAAGCUCGAGUGGAAGACCGACAAGCAGCUCAUCUGGAAGCAGGACAAGAAACUCGUAUGGAAGCCAGAGAAGAAACUGGAGUGGAAGACUGACAAGAAACUGGAAUGGAAGACCGAAAAGAAGGAGGAGUGGAAGACGGAAAAGAAGCUGGAGUGGAAGGAUGACUGGAAACAGAUCUGGGUACCUAUCUGGAAAGAAAUUCAGGUUCCUGACUGGAAGAAGGUCUCAAAGCCAGUUUGGGAGAAGGUCUGGAUCCCCAUCCAUCACCCUGAGCCCGUGCACCACCCAGAACCAGUCAAGUCUGGCUGGUGGUGAGCCAAUCAGCUGAAUUAGUUUUCAAAUAAUCCAGUUGACUGACCCCUUGUAAAUAAUUCCAGUCCCCGAACGAGUUUAGUAAAAAUAAUUUUCCUCCUUUUUCUUCUCCGAGUACAAACCUUUCUUCCAAGUGAAUUAUCAUCCACCUCAACGUGCUAUGUUAAGAUAACCGGGCGCUCUUGAUACGUGGCUUGAAGCAAGUCAAAAAGUUUGUGUCAGUGGAGAAGUGAAGUGUGUCGAGCAUUCAGGGUUUUACUCCUGUUGUCUGUUGAUCCAACUUAUUGUAAAACAUAUUUUUCAUUUAAAAUCACGCCUUUAUGCAACUUGUUUCUACGAAAUAUUUGUAUGUGUCAAGUUGUAUUAUAACUUGUACAGUAAAAGUGAAACACAUUUUUUAUAAAAAUAA